Molecule: messenger RNA, 2982 nt
Organism: Eucalyptus grandis
Lineage: Eukaryota; Viridiplantae; Streptophyta; Magnoliopsida; Myrtales; Myrtaceae
Product: cation/H(+) antiporter 28
Exons: 4
Coding region: 472-2841 (789 amino acids)
Biological process (GO): regulation of pH; proton transmembrane transport
Cellular component (GO): endomembrane system; membrane
Molecular function (GO): antiporter activity
Source: RefSeq, a predicted model, not a curated record
UGAGUCAUAAAAUAAAAAAAGUAAACUUUUGUUUCUUUAUGGGGGGUAAAGUGAUGUAUGCCCAUGUUGGUUUGAUGUCUGAAUGUUCCGGUCCAUGUCAAUGUGAAAAAUUGCUAACAAUGGCCAAAAAUAAAAGAGGGAAGGAACGGGGCUUUUUGAGCUCAAGCAGAGGAGUCUUGAAGGCAUUGGGAUUCAUUCCAUGUUGUUCAAAAUGUGCGGUGGACAGGACUUGUUCUCCAGAGUUUGAGCACACCUUUUUGUCCUCAAUUUUAGCAGCAGCAGUCAGCCACAGCCACUUAUUGCACCGUGAAAACAGGAGAUGGAGAAAAAGAGGUGAGGUUGGUUGGUCACUCGGACACGAGGGCUGAGAAAAUGAAAAAAGAAAGAAAAAGAAAUUCCAAGAAACUGCCUACAUGAGAAUUACCUUUCUGAUCACGAAAGUGAAAUUUUUCCAAUCGAGGGGUAGGAGAAAUGCCAGGAUUCUUCGACCCGGAGAAGGCGUUCGAUCAAACGUGUACAGAGAACCUCAGAAAGAAUGCUUCCAAUGCUGCAUUGAAGAUCUUGGCGUUUUAUGCUAUGGUGAUCAUAUGCAAUCUCUUCCACCAUCUCUUGAGGCCUUGGUCCCAACCCCGGAUCACAUCUGACCUUGUAAUAGGGCUCACCGUUGGCAAUAUAGGACCAAUUAAGAACUGGAUAGUUUCUAUACCAGAGGCACUGGAUUCCAUAGUCCACUUCGGAAUGAUAUGCUACAUGUUUGUGCUUGGUUUGGAGAUGGAUCCAUACGUUCUCUUUAAAUGGCCAAACCGAGCCGCGAAAGUAGCCUACGCUGGGAUGCUGUCCACCUUCAUAUUAGCCAGCACCAUAACUCCGUUUUUCCAGUUCUUCAAGGUUACGAGCAUAAUGCGUGUACUUUCCCUUUCCACGGCUCUCUCCGGCACAGCCUCACCGGUUCUUACUCGUGUAAUCACCAGCCAGAAAAUAGGCAAAUCAGACAUAGGACAGCUGGUUAUAGCAGCAGGAAUGCACUCUGAUUUUGUAUCCACCCUCCUAAUUUCUGUGGGUUACAUUGCUUUUCAAGACGUGAGCGAAUCCAAUGGUGCCCAUAUUAAGCGAGCCAUAAUACAGAGCAUUGCACUAUUUGUACAGUCAGUACUCACAGCUCUAGUCUCUCCCUUUUUCUUGAACUGGGUAAAUAAUGAGAACCCAGAAGGGAAGCCUCUGAAGGGCUCGCAUCUUGUGCUGUCUGUGGCUUUCAUGGUCCUUGUAUGCAGCUGCUCGACUUUAUCUGGGUACAGUCCAAUUCUCAGCGCAUUUAUGGCAGGGAUUUUCAUGCCUAGAGAGGGGAGAGUUUCUAAAUGGGCACUUGGUAAAAUAAAUUACUUCUUGACCAGCAUUUUCUAUCCGAUAUUCUUCUUUUGGAUGGGAUAUGAAGCUGAUUUCAAAAUGUUCGAGCCCGGACACCUGAUGACCUGGGCACGGCUAGUGAUCCUUCUUUUAAUAGUGACUGCUGGCAAGGUUGCCGGUAUCAUCAUUUCAGGUGCAAUUCUGGGGUUUAAUUGGCCGGAGUCUGUCAUGAUCGGGUUGCUUCUUACUGUCAAGGGCCACUUCCACAUAUUCUUGGCUCUCGUUGCAAAGCAAACUGGCAAAAUACUGCCUUCAGCCAGCAUUGGGAUGAUACUCGUCAUUUUCUUCACCGUGGUCCAUGCACCAUCUGUUGUUGCAAACAUUAUCAAACGAGCAAGGAAGCGUUCGCCAACACACCGCAUGGCGCUUCAGUGGCUUGACCCGUCGAGCGAACUCAGGAUGUUGUUAUGCCUUCGAGGGCCUCAGGAUGUGUCUUCUAUCAUCAACUUUAUGGAAAUAUCUCGAGGAACUGCUGACCCUGGGAUGGUGGUCUACGUUACUGACAUGAUAGAACUUACGGACCAAAUAGCAGCCACACUGGUGCACGGGGAAAUGGAUAGCAUUACUGUUACAGACAAGGCAGUGACGGAGAUGAGAGAUCAGAUAACUUCUGCAGUACAAUCUUUUGUGGAGGAUAAUGGGGAUGGAAUCACAUUGCGGAGAAUGCUGGCACUCUCGCCAUUCAGCAUCAUGCCCCGGGAUAUCUGCAAUUUGGCAGAGGAUCUGUUGAUCUCUCUUAUCAUAUUACCUUUCCAUAAAUGCCAGCGCGCAGAUGGAACUUUUGAUGCAGGGCAUCCAGGGUUCAGAUUUGUGAACCGUAAGAUGCUUAGGCAUGCUCCGUGCUCCGUUGGGAUUCUAGUAGAUAGAGGGUUCGGAUUGACAGAAAAGAUUUCAGGAUCAUAUGUGUCUCUGAACAUAGCAGUCAUCUUCAUCGGUGGCAAAGAUGAUCGAGAAGCACUUGCCUAUGCCGGUCGUGUGGCGUGGCAUGCAGGGGUGAAACUCACAGUCAUAAGAUUCCUUGUGCAAACCGAUGAAGACAUUUCCUCGAGGAGAGCCAGCAACUACAGAUACAAUGCUGCCGAGCAGGAGCAGGAGAUGAAACUAGACGAUGAGUUCUUUGCCAACUUCUACGAGAAACACGUGGCUGGCGGGCCUGUCGCUUACUCAGAGAAGCAUCUAGCUAAUUCAGCGGAGACGUUUUCAACUUUGAAAUCACUAGAGGGGCAGUACUCACUGAUCAUCGUGGGCCGAGGAGGGAGGGUAAAUUCAGUAUUGACCGUGGGGAUGAAUGAUUUGGAGCAGUGCCCCGAAUUGGGGCCGAUAGGAGAUGUACUUUCGGGGUCUGAUUUCUCUAUAUCGACUUCCAUUUUGAUCAUCCAGCAACCGAAUCUUAGAGGAGAGCUAGAAGGUCUCGAUGAAGAUUUCUCCAUCAUGUAAAUGUCGGUCUUAUAAGAAUUAGCUUACAGCGUCAUGUACUUUAAAGUAGCGCUAGAAAUCUUACUCUUGGUAGGAAUAUGGAAGAACAAGUAAAAAGAUAACUGACAACUCAUAGUUGAAAUUCUGGAAGUGAGAGAGAGA